Podarcis raffonei (Aeolian wall lizard) is the source of this 4652-nucleotide messenger RNA. RefSeq names its product junctophilin 1 (gene JPH1). The record is from RefSeq and is a predicted model, not a curated record. The coding region runs from base 158 to 2131 and encodes 657 amino acids. The transcript is spliced from 5 exons. Gene Ontology annotation, cellular component: endoplasmic reticulum membrane; plasma membrane; sarcoplasmic reticulum. NCBI's taxonomy places the organism in Eukaryota, Metazoa, Chordata, Lepidosauria, Squamata, Lacertidae.
GAGGGCGGGCGCCAGCGCCGAGCCGAGGAGCGCUGCCUGGGACGGAGCGCUGGCAUUUGUCGCGGGAGCCUCAGCAGGGGACGCAGCGCAGCGCCCCGAGAACAGCAGCGGCGGCGGAGGAGCCGAGCUCGGCCCGGGCGCGCCCCGCUCCCCCUGAAUGACGGGCGGCAGGUUCGACUUCGACGAUGGCGGCACCUACUGCGGCGGCUGGGAGGAGGGCAAGGCCCACGGGCACGGCAUCUGCACCGGGCCCAAGGGGCAGGGCGAGUACGCGGGCUCGUGGGCGCACGGCUUCGAGGUGGUGGGCACCUACACCUGGCCCAGCGGCAACACCUACCACGGCUACUGGGCGCAGGGCAAGCGCCACGGCUUGGGCGUGGAGACGAAGGGCAAGUGGAUGUACCGCGGCGAGUGGUCGCACGGCUUCAAGGGCCGCUACGGCGUGCGCCAGAGCCUCACCACCCCGGCCCGCUACGAGGGCACCUGGAGCAACGGGCUGCAGGACGGCUACGGCGUCGAGACCUACGGCGACGGAGGUACAUACCAGGGACAGUGGACAGGAGGGAUGAGGCAUGGCUAUGGCAUGCGGCAAAGUGUCCCCUAUGGCAUGGCAACUGUGAUCCGUUCUCCCCUCCGGACAUCUCUAGCGUCACUGCGUAGUGAGCAGAGCAAUGGCACUAUUCUACAUGAUAUUACUUUGGACAGCCCUGCUGGAACAAGAGGAGGGUUUGUGUUGAAUUUUCACAGUGAUCUCGAAGGAAUUGGUGGUAAGAAGAAAGGAGGCUUGUUCAGAAGAGGAUCCCUUCUCGGUAGUAUAAAACUUAGAAAAUCCGAAUCAAAAUCGUCGAUUUCUAGCAAACGCAGCUCUGUCAGGAGCGAUGCUGCUAUAAGUAGGAUUAGCUCUAGUGAUGCCAAUUCUACCAUUAGUUUUGGAGAUGGGGAUUGUGAUUAUUGCCCAGCGGAAGACCACGUUGAUGCCACCACAACAGAAACGUACAUGGGCGAAUGGAAGAAUGACAAGCGUAGCGGAUUCGGUAUUAGUGAGCGCUCAAAUGGUAUGAAAUACGAAGGGGAGUGGCUAAAUAAUAAGAGGCAUGGAUAUGGAUGUACCAUGUUUCCAGAUGGCACCAAGGAAGAGGGAAAGUAUAAAAACAAUGUUUUGGUCCGUGGAAUAAGGAAGCAGCUUAUACCCAUAAGAAACACAAAAACUAAAGAAAAGGUGGAGCGUGCCCUCGAGGGUGCCCAGCGGGCAUCUGCCAUGGCAAGAACUAAAGUGGAAAUUGCAACCUCAAGAACUGCGCACGCAAGGGCUAAAGCUGAUGCUGCAGAUCAAGCCAGCCAAUCUGCUCGUCAGGAGUGUGACAUCGCCAGAGCAGUUGCCAGAGAACUUUCCCCGGGUUUCUACCAGCCAGGUCCUGAUUAUAUCAAGCAGCGAUUUCAAGAAGGUGCAGAUGUUAAGGAAAACCCUGAAGAAAAAGCUCAGGAAAAAGCACCUACACCAAAAGAAUCUCCUCACUUUUAUCGAAAAGGCACUACACCUCCUGGGACCCCGGAAGAGAGCCCAAGGCAAAGCCCCCUCCCCUCUGCUGAGCCUUCCCCUGCAAAACAAGGCAAAAAGCAAAACUCCUCCUCUGAGGUCAGACUAAUCCAAGAAAAAAAGAAUUUACCUAGUGAAAAUGUGACACCUGUGGUCAACAAACCUCUUUAUUCGAAAGCACCUGUGAAGGAGGAUAUGAUGGUAAAGCCCCAGCCAAAGUUGUCACCCCGCAACAAUCCUACCCACACAGAGAAUGGGGAGUUGCAUGAUCAUUACCAUGGCUAUUACGUGAAACCGAAUCCAGCAAGGUACCCAUUUGAGCUCGGGGAAGACGAGGACCAUGCCAACCCAUCAUCUUCAGCACUUGCACUAGUAGCAUCAGCUCAGAAGCCAAGCCCCAACAAAUCUGGGAUUCAGUUAGAUGCCAAAGAAUCAUUAAAGAAGCCUGAAUCUGUUGCACCAAAGAAUCCCGCAAAUAAUGACUUCUAUUCUUCAGUGGAGAGAGAAGUCAGUAUGCCUUUUCAGAAACAGAGAACCUCCAGUGAAUCAUUCCGCAGAAAUGAGAACCGCAAAGCUAUUGGAGAUACUAUCUGAUGAGGUUUGACAGCUUAAUCAGAAGUGCUAGAAAAUGUUUUGAAUAAGUCUUGGAGUACUGAAAUGAUUUUUUGUGUAUAUGACAAUAUAUUGGUAAACUACUACAUAAGUUUAUAAGGGAUACACAGAUUCUAAAACAAAAAAAUUAGAACUAUGUGAAUAAAUCACAUCACUAGGUUACAGGGCUACCUUCUAUCAAGCCAAGCAGCUGGUCUAUGCAGCCCAAUACUGUCUGCUUUCAUAGGUAGAGGCUUUUCAAGUUUGGAGCCGGAUAUCUUUCUCGUCCUGGUACAUGAUGUUCUUUUAGCCAAAGAAAACGGAGACUGGCCAUGGGAUCAAUGAGCAACAGCCCUCCCCUUCCCCGUGCUCCAUAAAUAGGGGAAACCUGCAUGAAAAAUAAGAACUGCUAUUAGUUAUAAUAGUAGACUAAUCAGAAACUAACAUUAGCUUUUUAUAGUUGAUCGUCUUUUUCUUUUAAUAUGCUGCCUCCUAACAGUGAGCCAAAAUGUCACUGUAUUAUAUCGCGAUGUGCUUUGUUUUUUUGUUUUUGCUUUUAAUUACUUCUUCAUUUUACAUGCUUCCCUUUUUUAUGCCUUAAGCUUGCUGUUAUAUAAGAGUUGUACGGACAAUUCCGGGCAUGCAUAACGCUUUUCUGUUACAGCUUCUUUCUAACACCUGUUCAAAUCAGUCAUGGAAAGCAGAGACUAAUUUUGCCUUUUUCUAUUUUAAGCCCUUGUAGAAAGCUGUGAGGCCUUAUUUAUGGCGCUUCACCCUAAAGCAUUUUGAAGUCUCACUAUUAAUGUUUUAAAAGCCAGAAAUAAGAGUCACAUUUUUAAUUCCAUGGGUGGAGCAAAGUUCUCUGCAGUUUCUUUGAUCAAUCCAAAAUGCCUAAGCAAUUUAGAGCGGGGUUUUUGGCAUUGCUCAAAGUUCCCCGUCCCAUUCUCUCAUUCUCAUUCUCACUCCUUGAAACUCUCCAUUUAUCUUUCUUCAUAAUCCAGUAAAGCAUAACCUUUUUAUUUGAGCUUAAUCCAUAAAUUUAGUUCCAUGGUAACAUUUAAAGCUGCAUUCACAUGGUAGUUAAUUUCAUUUUCCUAACUGUUGAUUUCCAUAUUACAUUUGAGCUUUCACAUGAUACUUCUGGAAUUCUAGUGGAAUAUAGUGCAAGUUUAGGAUCAUUUGGCUGUUAAUUGGCUCCAGAUAUAAUGCAUUUGUAGCCCCAUUAACCCAGAAAAUCACAGGCAUAAAGUGACAAAAUUUUGGGUAGCAUACUGUCAUAUAUCACUUCCCUGCUGUUUUUAUGGAUAAGUCGUGAGGGAACAGAAGCAUACAUGAUAUUUAUACAUACAUACAUACAUACAUACAUACAUACAUACCCCGCCCAUCUGGCUGGGUUUCCGCAGCCACUCUGGGCGGCUUCCAACAAAAUAUUAAAAAUACAAUUAAAACAUCAAACAUUAAAAACUUCCCUAAACAGGUGCAGAAAGAGUGGAAGAGUUGUGAAGUUGUCUCCAAUGGUGUUUGUUGUUGUGCCACACCACACCCACUGCUGUGAAUGGAAUUUAGCUUGCCGUGCCAGUAUAUUGGUCAAAAAGCCGCAGUUCCAUAAUGCAACAGAUACUGCAGCGUGAAAGGAAUGUUAGAAAAAGAGAAAGUGCUAGUCAGGAAAACUAAUUCAAUAUCCCCCAAAUCUGAAUGCACCCUAAUAAUGCUGGGAUCAUAUUGGGAUUGAAAUGUGCCUUUGAAGGUUGCUCUGAGAUUAUGCAUAUGGCGCAGCAGAGGCUGCUCUCCUCAGUUUAGAGCUGAGGUAUUAACUGCCACAGCUGUAAUGUGUGGCAUCAUCCCAAACGCAGCCUGUUGUGGUGAUAUUCUGGGCCACCAUCAGCCACCUUCCAGAACGGGUAGUUGGUGGUAUGGGAGUUUUUCAUGUUAGGCCCCAGAUCAAUGUGCUACGCAUUGCAGGCACAAAAGACUAACUCAUCCUAAGGAUGCCAUUUCCAGUACCUUCUACAUAAUGCGCUGCUCCAGCUGUUUGAAAGGUGGAGGAACAGCACUUCUUCAUGAUCCACUUGAGGAGAUUAGGAUAAUAGAUGACUAUAUGCUCCUUUUUUGUGUUAAAGGAAAACCCACAUAUUUUAAAUUGUGAGAAGUCAAGAAGAAAUACAUUUUUUAAAAAAAGAAGCAAUUUUAUACCUUUUCAUGGGCCAAGCAUGACCUGCUUAUAAUAAUCUUUUCACUUUCACUGAAACCAUUAAAAUGAUGUCUAUAUUUCAGGCAGAGGUGAUGGUUAAGUUGGUUGUGCUUUCUUACCAUUUUUACAUCUAUUAACAGCAAAACAUCUCAAAGUGAAAUGUUCCUCUGCAGAGGAUUUGUAUAAUCUGGCUCAGAUGAGGGAGGGGAGAAUGUGUGACUGACAUUGCAAGGGCUAACAUUUCAGUAUAGUUCUUUUGCUAAUCUUUGUUUGCUUUUGCAAAUGUCAGCGAAUUUUGUUUUGUUUUUUCCACUUGCCACGAAGGCAGAAAAA